This is a messenger RNA of Brugia pahangi, 465 nucleotides long. Lineage: Eukaryota; Metazoa; Nematoda; Chromadorea; Rhabditida; Onchocercidae. The record is from the annotation of a GenBank genome assembly.
AUGAGUUCAAAUAGUGGGUCAUUCAGUGGAUCAUCGUCGUAUGAAAGUUUUGACAUUUCGCAGUACGGAAAGUUUUUGGAUGAAUUACAAAGACAUGCAAGCGAAUUAUGGGAAAUGACACUGUGUCAUACUCCUACUUCGAAUACAGUUGAACUGCUAAGAGAGCAUAUGGUGAUUCGAGAAUCCUUACUGGAAAUCGAAACUAUGCAAAAAAAUUUCUCACGAAAAUCAGAAACUGCUUUAACAUAUUUGGAACGGCGUAAAGCAGCUCUAGCAAAUUUUCUACAGUGGGCCAAUAUGGUUGGAAUUUCUCAUUGCUCUGUAAAAAUUGCAUAUGACGAAGAUGUGGAUGGAUUUGGUUUGGUAAGCUCAGAUUAUGUUACGGUUGGAUCAGAUUUGUUAAGAGUUCCUCGAAGAGCAAUCUUUUCAUUGGACCAUGCUCGACGAUCAUCUUUCUUAAAGUAA